CACAAAAAAAAAAAAAAGACCCUUUGUUUUGUUUUUUAUGUAUUACCUCUCGAAAUCUGCCUACGUUUUCCCAUCAACCUUAACCACCUCCGGUUUCAGUUUCUUGGAUCACAGAAAGCAGCAGAAAGAAGCAAAACCCAUCUCAUGCACUGUCCGAGAAAACAAGCUGAUUCCCUCCAUUUGCCUCAACACACAUUAUAAAUCUUCGGUCCCUCUCUCUUGCCCUUCUCUCUCUCCAUCCCGGUCAUAUUCAUCACUGCCAAAAUUUCCUUAGAGAAGGGCAAAGAGAAACAUCAUCGUGUCAUAUUCAAGAUAUGGCAGUGUGCACAUUCCACACAACCCAGUCACUCAACCCCGCAUGCUCAUCAAUCGCAACACCAUCAAAAGCCACCCAAUUCGGAAGCUUAGGCUUCCACCAGAAGCAGGUCCUUUUCUGCACUCAUGGCAAUAGACCCAUGAUGGCCAAGAGAAGAGGGGAAAUCUUCCAGAGCCACCCGUCAUCACCCUGUGUGGUCAUUCGCUCGGCAGCCGGUGGCAGCGGCGGCAACACACUGGUGAUCGGCCUGGCUGCCGACUCGGGGUGCGGGAAGAGCACCUUCAUGAGGAGGCUCACAAGCGUUUUCGGAGGGGCGGCCGAGCCACCGAAGGGCGGGAACCCGGACUCCAACACCCUCAUUAGUGACACAACAACCGUGAUAUGCCUGGAUGACUACCACGCCCUGGACAGGACAGGGAGGAAGGAAAAUGGUGUCACUGCACUCCACCCACGCGCCAACGACUUUGACCUGAUGUACGAGCAGGUCAAGGCGCUUAAGGAAGGAAAGGCAGUCGAGAAGCCAAUCUACAACCACGUCACCGGCCUCCUCGACCCACCGGAGCUCAUCGUGCCGCCCAAGAUCCUCGUCAUGGAGGGCUUGCACCCAAUGUUUGACCAACGUGUAAGGAACUUGCUGGACUUCAGUAUUUACUUGGACAUCAGCAAUGAGGUGAAGUUUGCUUGGAAGAUUCAGAGAGACAUGGCUGAGAGAGGACACAGUCUUGAAAGCAUCAAAGCUAGCAUUGAGGCCAGAAAGCCGGACUUUGAUGCUUAUAUAGAUCCACAAAAGCAAUAUGCAGAUGCAGUGAUUGAAGUGUUGCCAACCCAACUCAUUCCUGAUGACAACGGAGGGAAGGUGUUGAGAGUGAGACUGAUAAUGAAGGAAGGAGUGAAGUACUUCAAACCGGUUUACCUCUUUGAUGAGGGCUCAACAAUCUCAUGGGUCCCUUGUGGAAGGAAACUCACCUGCUCUUACCCGGGCAUCAAGUUCUUCUACGGCCCUGACACUUACUUUGGCCAUGAGGUGUCUGUGUUGGAGAUGGAUGGGCAAUUUGACAGACUAGAUGAGUUGAUAUAUGUGGAGAGCCAUCUCAGCAACAUCUCCACCAAGUUCUAUGGAGAGACCACCCAGCAAAUGCUCAAGCACUCUGAUUUCCCUGGGAGCAACAAUGGCACAGGCCUCUUCCAAACCAUCAUUGGCUUGAAGAUCAGAGACCUCUUUGAACAAAUAGCUGCCACCAAAACUGGUGCUCCAUUGGAAGCAGCAAAAGCUUGAAACUUUCUACAAGGCAGGAAAACAAUAUCGCCCACAUUGAUCUUAGUUCCUCAACCCCUAUUUUCUCCUUUACUAUUUUUUCUCUUCUUAUUUUUUUCUUUACCUCAUCACCCAAUUUUUUUUCCUUCAUGCUACGACCCGAGUAGAGGAGAGCACUCGGGGUGUACUUACUUCUCCCCCAUGUAAUUUCAAUCCAAUUUGUAACAUAGAGGAAUAAUAGCAGAAGAUCAUAUAUUAUUAGGAAAGCAAUUAGUAGAUAGACGGUG
This is a messenger RNA of Syzygium oleosum, 1858 nucleotides long. Its product is annotated as phosphoribulokinase, chloroplastic-like. Bases 315 to 1592 code for a protein of 425 amino acids. Gene Ontology annotation, molecular function: ATP binding; phosphoribulokinase activity. The record is from RefSeq and is a predicted model, not a curated record. The transcript has 5 exons. Gene Ontology annotation, cellular component: chloroplast; cytoplasm. Gene Ontology annotation, biological process: carbohydrate metabolic process. Lineage: Eukaryota; Viridiplantae; Streptophyta; Magnoliopsida; Myrtales; Myrtaceae.